UUUCUGGUUCUCUUACUGAUUUCAACUCCAAGGGCACAAGAGACUACAGUCCCCGGCAGAUGGCAGUUCGUGAGAAGGUGUUUGAUGUAAUCAUCCGUUGCUUCAAGCGCCAUGGUGCAGAAGUCAUUGACACACCUGUAUUUGAACUAAAGGAAACACUGACGGGAAAGUAUGGGGAAGACUCCAAGCUUAUCUAUGACCUGAAAGACCAGGGUGGAGAGCUGCUGUCCCUUCGCUAUGACCUCACUGUUCCUUUUGCUCGGUAUUUGGCAAUGAAUAAACUGAACAACAUUAAACGCUACCACAUAGCAAAGGUAUAUCGGCGGGAUAACCCAGCCAUGACCCGCGGCCGAUACCGGGAAUUCUACCAGUGUGAUUUUGACAUUGCUGGAAACUUUGAUCCCAUGAUCCCUGAUGCAGAGUGCCUGAAGAUCAUGUGCGAGAUACUGAGUUCACUUCAGAUAGGCGACUUCCUGGUCAAGGUAAAUGAUCGGCGCAUCCUAGAUGGGAUGUUUGCCAUCUGUGGUGUUCCUGACAGCAAGUUCCGUACCAUCUGCUCCUCAGUAGAUAAGUUGGACAAGAUGUCCUGGGAAGAAGUGAAGAAUGAGAUGGUAGGAGAGAAGGGCCUCGCACCCGAGGUGGCUGACCGCAUUGGGGACUAUGUCCAGCAGCAUGGUGGCGUAUCCCUGGUGGAACAGCUGCUCCAGGAUCCUAAACUAUCCCAAAACAAGCAGGCCUUGGAGGGCCUGAGAGACCUGAAGCUGCUCUUUGAGUACCUGACCCUAUUUGGCAUUGAUGACAAAAUCUCCUUUGACCUGAGCCUUGCUCGAGGGCUGGAUUACUACACUGGGGUGAUCUAUGAGGCAGUGCUGCUACAGUCCCCAGCCCAGGCAGGGGAAGAGCCCCUGGGUGUGGGCAGUGUGGCUGCUGGAGGGCGCUAUGAUGGGCUAGUGGGCAUGUUUGACCCCAAAGGACGCAAGGUGCCAUGUGUGGGACUCAGCAUUGGAGUGGAGCGGAUUUUCUCCAUCGUGGAACAGAGACUGGAGGCUUUGGAGGAGAAGGUACGGACCACGGAGACACAGGUGCUUGUGGCAUCUGCACAGAAGAAGCUGCUAGAAGAGAGACUAAAGCUUGUCUCAGAACUGUGGGAUGCUGGGAUCAAGGCUGAGCUGCUGUACAGGAAGAACCCAAAACUACUGAACCAGUUACAGUACUGUGAGGAGGCAGGCAUCCCACUGGUGGCUAUCAUCGGCGAGCAGGAACUCAAGGAUGGGGUCAUCAAGCUCCGUUCAGUGACUAGCAGGGAAGAGGUGGACAUCCGAAGAGAAGACCUUGUGGAGGAAAUCAAAAGGAGAACAGGCCAGCCCCUCUGCAUCUGCUGAACUAAGCAAACUAUCAGAGGAAAGGAAGUGGGACUGGCACUAUUUGAGGCUAAGACAAACUGCAUAUGUACUUCAGCUGCUUUGCACUUUUCCAUUUCAGCAAGACCUGAAGAGUGGUCAGAACAAAGACUUUUAAUUUUUUUGAUGGUUAUUUUAUUGAUCACUGGCAAAAAUGGCCAGGUCUACACCUUUUUCAUACAAAGCCCUGGGAGCUUAAUCCAGUCUUGUGUUCCUGGGCUACAAGAACUCGGCCUGAGAUGGUCUCAUCUGCAGAGCCCCACACCAGAUGAGGCAGACGCCUCCCUGCAACCAGUCCCUGAAGGUCCAAUAAAAUGCCUCAUGCCUCAACCAUG
Molecule: messenger RNA, 1735 nt
Organism: Cebus imitator (Panamanian white-faced capuchin)
Lineage: Eukaryota; Metazoa; Chordata; Mammalia; Primates; Cebidae
Gene: HARS1
Product: histidyl-tRNA synthetase 1
Exons: 11
Coding region: 60-1382 (440 amino acids)
Biological process (GO): mitochondrial translation; histidyl-tRNA aminoacylation
Cellular component (GO): mitochondrion; cytoplasm
Molecular function (GO): histidine-tRNA ligase activity; identical protein binding; ATP binding
Source: RefSeq, a predicted model, not a curated record